CGGAAUCGAAUAGAGAGAGAAAAGUUCAGGGUGGUUCCCAACCGACGUGUCUUUUAGCAGAAGAAACAGUGUCGUCCUGUAAAUAACUCAAACUAGAAAGUAGAAACCUUUUUGAUUCCAGAAUCAAAUUAGUAUUGUAUUUGAGAAACAUGAGUAAUUCAUUAAUUGUUCCUUCUGCUUCCUCGAAAGUGAAAGUUGGAUCAGCAACUCCUUCUGAUACUUCUUUCAAGCGGAAAAGAGGAAUGUUCCAGAAAGAUUUGCAACAUAUGAUGUAUGGAUUUGGUGACGACCCAAAUUCUCUUCCAGAAACAGUCGCUCUUUUGGAGGACAUUGCUGUUGAGUACGUCGCCGAUUUGGUUCAUAAAGCCCAAGAUGUUGCAACAAAAAGAGGCAAGCUCUUGACUGACGACUUUCUACAUCUGAUUCGCAAGGAUAUACCAAAGCGUCACAGAUGUCAAGAAUUGUUGUCCAUGAACGAGGAGCUAAAGCAAGCCAGGAAAGCUUUCGAGGUUGACGAAGAGAAGCUUGCAUCAACAGAUUAAUAGGUUGUUAAUUUUCUUGGAACAGUUCAUAUUUCUUGGACUCCAUCAGGAUCCAUAGUUUCGCAGACCCUAGUUCCAUUUUGACUCUGUAAAUUCUUUGUUGUUCCUUUGUUACACUAUGCAGACAAAAACUAAUAUUAACAUGAAAUAAUGCUUCCAGUUCUGAAA
Molecule: messenger RNA, 710 nt
Organism: Papaver somniferum (opium poppy)
Lineage: Eukaryota; Viridiplantae; Streptophyta; Magnoliopsida; Ranunculales; Papaveraceae
Product: transcription initiation factor TFIID subunit 13-like
Exons: 4
Coding region: 150-542 (130 amino acids)
Biological process (GO): transcription by RNA polymerase II
Molecular function (GO): protein heterodimerization activity
Source: RefSeq, a predicted model, not a curated record